ACAAACCGAAAGUACAUGUAGGUCUAUAGUUUAAAUUUACGGAUUAGCUUCUUUUUAUGAUACCAUCGAAAUACAUAGCGCCCAUGCUUUUAGACAUAGUGUUUCUGAUCCGUGUAUAAAAUAAAGAAAGAUGACGUCAUCUGGACAAGGAAAAUGGAGAGGCAAAAUGAGUGCUGCCGGAUGUUUAAGUUAUCUUUGUUUGUCUGAAAAUUUAGCAGAUGUCUGGUUUACCUUUAAAGAUGAUUCUGACGCCAGACUUCCGGCACACAGAUUUAUUCUGCAGAUGCGCAGUGAAGUGUUUGAAAAGAUGUUUAGUAGAGCUUACCAGACAUCUGAGGUCAUCACUGACAUCACUGUUGAUGAUGUCAGCAGAGAUGUAAUGGAACUUCUACUGAGAUUUCUUUACACUGACGAACUUUAUCUGAGUCCUGACAAUGCAUUCAAUAUUCUGUAUGCGGCAAACAAGUAUAUGUUAGAUGGCCUACAUGAACAAUGCGCCAAGUAUUUGGUAAAUCAGGUGGACGCCGAAAACGUGUGUGAUAUAUACGAGAAAGUAAAAGGUUAUGACCUCGACAAUAUCGUGUCAUUAACGUGUUUAGAAUAUAUAAGGCGUCAUGCAUGGAAAGUGUUUAAGACUGGAAAAUUUCUUAAUAUCACCAGGGAUACAUUAUCCGCAAUAUUAGACAGUGACAUACUAACUGGGAAAGAAAUUGAGAUAUUUAAGGCAGUCAAGAAAUGGGCAGAACAUCAAUGUGUUUUACAUGAGAAACAAACAACACCGGAAAAUAUUCAAUCAUUCGUUGGGGAUACAGUUUAUAAAGUUCGCUUUCCGCUGAUGAGUAUUGAAGAUUUCAUAGAGGAGGUGCAACCUAGUGGAGUACUCUCGGACGAGCAUAAUUUGUUGUUGCAUCAAUACAUAUCACAGAAACAGGAAGGUGACACCUUAUUUGAAGGAAAGUUUAGUGCCAGUCCGCGAAACGGAGGAGUUUUAACGGAACAAAUAUUUAAUUGUUACCCAAACCCUACAUGCGUUCCUGGUGGGUGUGAUCAGGCUUAUUUGAUGACUAUAAUGACAAAUGAAGAUAUACAUUUACAUUCUUUGAAAGGUCCUUUAAUUAGAUACAUUGAAGCUAUUGAAAUACAUAAACAGCGUCGCGUUGACGUCACUUGUUUGACAUAUGAUAACCGGAUGUUAUUACUGGAAUCACGUGACAUAUGGGUGCCUAUUCCCUAUAAAUCAGGUUGUCAAGAAAAUGAAGAAAUUGUUUUUACCGAUGACAUUUUAUUGCUACCCACUGAUUAUACCCAUAUUAGAAUAAAGUUGUGGAGACGCUUGCCUGGUAUUGAGGGGCGUCAAAUCAGUCAGGCUAUAGCAACACGGCCUGGAAAGAGGGCACGUGGUGCUAGAAGACAGGGAGCAGAGCCAAUGGUCCGCGUUGUACGGGCAACUAACAUGUCAUUGAUUAUACAGAAAACUACCGUUUCUUUAGAACUUAUUCCUCCAGGAAUAAACCAAAUAUCAUUUAGAUAAAACCUGACAGUAAAUGAUAAAAAAAAUGUUAAAUGUAACUCCUUUAUUUUGUAACUACAGCUUGUGUCCUUUAAAAGGUAUCAGAAUUAUGAAACAACGGCUUGCCCCUUGACGGAGGUUGAACCCACGAGGCAAGAUUCCUUAAAUUACUAGUCCGUGAUUACUAGUCUUACGCGUUCACAGCUCGGACAUGCCGCCAUUCCUAAAGUCAUUUGUGUGUGUGUGUAUUCUGAUGCAUUUGAACAUGAAGGUAGGUUGUAAUGUCCUGGUGGUAUUAGUAUUGGUAGUUUUCACUCCGUAUUACGGCAGUGAGCCACAUUGAAUUUAACAGAGCACAGUUCAGCCACUGCAUCGUUCCAGGGCAGGCUGUGAAGCAGUUUACCAGUAUUAGUUGCCUCCACUUUUGUAAGGAACUGAAACUUCUGGAUAUGCCAGAGUGAAUUACCGUAGAAAAGAUUUUAUGACCAAUCACAACGAAGGUGACCUACCGGGAAUGAAACCCAGGUCGCCCCAUUCACAGUCCAACGCUCUACCUAUUGAGCUAACAGCUAACUUGUAAUGUCCGACUCGUUAUUUAGAGGUUAAUGCCUGUGUUACUAUAUAUAAUAACAAAAUCUAGGGUAUUUCAAGGCCAUUAUGGCAAGAUCUGGGUCAUUAUGCAAUUUUAGCCGCCUUGCUACUUAAUUGGCGAGUGAAUGAGCGCACGUGCAAAAUGGCGUGACUUUCAAGAUGGCUGUUGCCGUUGAAUGAACUUUAGUCACUUGCACAUAAAAUUUGAAGUUUAGAAGACAUAAUUAAUCGCAAUCAACAAAGCUUACAUUGAAGAUUUAUACACUCGAGAAAAAAUACAAUCACUCUACCCAUGACAAAACAUAACACUCAGAUAUUCCGAAAAUGAUUUCAGACUGACAGUUGAAAAAUAGAUCGGGGGCAUUUAGAGCCUUUCUUAAAAACACAAAAGUCCAUAAAAACUGGAACUAAACAAUAUUCUUACAAAAAUAUAAAAAGUAUUUAUCUAUAUAAAUAACAAUAAAAACAUUUUCUCAUAUUUAUUUUGUGUCGUCGUGUUUUCUAAG
This is a messenger RNA of Ruditapes philippinarum (Manila clam), 2607 nucleotides long. RefSeq names its product BTB/POZ domain-containing protein 2-like. Gene Ontology annotation, molecular function: protein binding. The transcript is spliced from 3 exons. NCBI's taxonomy places the organism in Eukaryota, Metazoa, Mollusca, Bivalvia, Venerida, Veneridae. Bases 131 to 1531 code for a protein of 466 amino acids. The record is from RefSeq and is a predicted model, not a curated record.